Syngnathoides biaculeatus (alligator pipefish) is the source of this 1508-nucleotide messenger RNA. It is a transcript of the gene scly, whose product is annotated as selenocysteine lyase. The record is from RefSeq and is a predicted model, not a curated record. NCBI's taxonomy places the organism in Eukaryota, Metazoa, Chordata, Actinopteri, Syngnathiformes, Syngnathidae. The transcript has 14 exons. Bases 162 to 1439 code for a protein of 425 amino acids.
CCGCCAUCUUGGUACUCCCAAAAAAAGCAUGCCGACUGCGUUAAUCGUUAAUUUUGUGGCUGUGAGAAGACAUUCCACAGCAAAUCUCUGGAAGACGAAAGCCUGACGACACGCAGGAAAACUAAACUCUCCGGGACGACUUUACAUCUCUCGACAAGGAAAUGGCCAAUCCGCGCGACGCCGAGGGAUUCCCCGGACACGGAAACGAGUUCCUUCACGCCGAAAACAGCCGCGACAGGAUCUAUAUGGACUACAAUGCCACAACGCCGGUGGCGCCGGAAGUGAUCCAAGCCACCUACGAGGCCUUGCGGGACGCCUGGGGAAACCCGAGUAGCAGUUACGUUGAAGGCACGAAAGCAAAGGCGCUCAUCACUCGGUCGAGAGAGAGCUUGGCGAGAAUGGUCGGCGGCAACCCCGAGGACGUCUUCUUCACCUCGGGCGGAACCGAGUCCAACAACAUGGUGCUCCACAGCGCCAUCGAACAUUUCAGGCGGCAGCACCCCGACGACGGCAGCCUCCCGCACAUCAUCUCCUGCGACGUGGAGCACGACUCGGUUAAGAAGGUGGCCGAGCACCUCAAGGAGGACGGCAGAGCCGAUUUUACCUUCGUGGCUGUUUCCAAAGUGACGGGCCGCGUCGAGGCGGACGACGUGAUCGCCGCCGUGCGCCCGACGACCUGCCUGGUGUCCAUAAUGCUGGCCAACAACGAGACGGGCGUCAUCAUGCCCAUCCGUGAGAUCUCCGAGCGCGUCCGGUCACUGAAGCAACGGGACGAGCGCGCCCGCGUCCUCGUCCACACGGACGCCGCUCAGGCGCUGGGGAAGAUCCCGGUGGACGUCAAGCGGCUGGCUGUGGAUUACCUCACCAUCGUGGGCCACAAGUUUUACGGGCCACGCAUCAGCGCGCUGUACGUGAACGGCCCCGGCGUGAAGACGCCGCUCUAUCCUCUGCUGAUCGGCGGCGGGCAGGAGAAGAACUAUCGCCCCGGUACAGAAAACACACCGAUGAUUGCUGGACUGGGAAAGGCCGCGGAACUGGUGACGGCUCACCUGUCCGACUACGAGAGUCACAUGUUGGACGUAAGAGACUACCUGGAGGAACGCCUCAAGGCCGCCUUCGGAGACAAGCUGCAUUUUAACAACCAUUUCCAGGGCUCCGAUCGCCUGCCCAACACUUGUAACGUGUCCAUCCUGGGUCAAGGGUUACAAGGGUGGCGGGUUUUGUCCCGCUGCAAAAAGCUGCUGGCCAGCGUGGGCGCCGCCUGCCACUCGGACCGCGGCGACAGGCCUUCCCCCAUCCUGCUGAGCUGCGGGGUGACCCCCGAGGUGGCGUCCAACGCCCUGAGGCUGAGCGUGGGCCGCAAGACCAGCAGAGCGGACGUGGACGCGGCCGUGGAAGACCUCCAGGAGGCCGUCAAGCUCCUGGAGCAAGGCCGCUAAAGGCAGGCAGGCCAAAAAUUCAAAUAUUAUAAUAUUUUACAAUUGGUUUUUUUUUUUUUUUUUUUUUUU